AUGAUGAUCCUCCCUGUCCUGCUAGCCCUCGGGCUUCUAUCCUCAGCCGAUGCCACGGCAUCUUCGGGCUGUGGCAAACAACCAACUCUCAGCAAUGGAGUCCACACUAUCAAUGGACGCGAGUACAUCCUAAAGGUCCCCGACAACUACGACCCAAACAAACCCCAUCAUCUCGUCUUUGGCCUUCAUUGGCGAGGCGGAAACAUGAACUCUGUCGCCAACGGGGACAGCAUCCAACCCUGGUACGGUCUUGAAAGCCGAGCACAGGGCAGCGCAAUCCUGGUAGCUCCCAAUGGCAAGAACGCUGGCUGGGCCAACCCCAAUGGUGAAGAUGUGGCUCUCAUUGACGCCAUCAUUCAGCAAGUCGAGGGUGACCUCUGUGUGGAUCCGAGCUCUCGCUUCGCGACCGGCUUCAGCUGGGGCGGUGGGAUGAGUUAUGCCCUUGCUUGCUCGCGGGCAAAGAAGUUCAAGGCCGUAAGUGUCUUGAGUGGUGGUUUGAUUAGUGGAUGUGAGGGAGGCUACGAUCCUAUCGCUUACUUGGGUAUUCAUGGGAUUAAUGAUCAAGUUCUGCCGUUUGACGGGGGUGUGACUUUGGCGAAUAAGUUUGUUGGGAACAACGAUUGCCAGUCGACAAACAUCGUCAAACCUGCGUCUGGCAGUGGUGGUUUCGUUCGAUCGGACUUCCAAGGAUGCUCCAAGCCAGUUUCGUUCAUAGCUUACGAUGGAGGACAUGUCGGUGCGCCCUUGGGUGUUGGCAGUUCUCUGGCUCCGGAUGCGACCUGGGAGUUUUUCAUGGCGGCUUGA
This is a messenger RNA of Penicillium salamii, 804 nucleotides long. The record is from the annotation of a GenBank genome assembly. NCBI's taxonomy places the organism in Eukaryota, Fungi, Ascomycota, Eurotiomycetes, Eurotiales, Aspergillaceae.